AUGCGGAAAGUCCUUGGCGUCGCCCUCCUCCUCCUCCUCGCGGAGAAUAGUUGUCCAAUCUCUCUCCCCGAGGCUGACAACAACGCCGAACCCUAUUGGAAGACGAGGGGGGAGCACCGCCCGUCAAGUAAGUUGCUAAGGGCACCCCAGGGGCGGCCGGGCUGGCGGAGCGGGCGGCCGAGGGGAGGGCGGGUCCCCGAGGCCCGGGCGCAGGUUCACAACCCCCCCCCUCACGCACACACGCACCCCGGCACCCCAGGUUCCGGGGGCCGGGGGAGCGGGGGUCCCCCACGGCCCGGGCGCAGGCUCCCCUCCACCCCCAGCUCCCGGGGUCGGGGCGCGGCGCCGCUUUCUCCUCACAGGUGCUCCGCGAGCGCGGGAAAAAGAGGAGGAGCCAGGGGGGAAAGCGGGGGACCCUCCCCAGCGACCUCGGCGACAGGAAGCUGCCCCCUCACCCCGACACCCCCGGGGCUCGUCCUCACCCCGCUCCGGGGCGCCGCGACACGGCGGCGGCGGCAGCGGCGAUCCAGGGCAGGAAAAGGCGGGGAAGGGGCGGCGACGGCCCUGGGCCCGGCCCGGGAGCGGAGCACCGCCCUCAGCAGUCACUGCCGGCGCUAUGGGCGCCGCGACACCGGCUGCCGCGGGGCGGCGAGGAUGCUGCCGGCACCGCUCGCCUCUCCCCAGCUCGCGCGGCCGUCCCCGGGCUCCCCGAAGCUGCUCCCGGCCGCCAUGACAGCGCCGAGGGCGGCCAGGCGCGGCGUGCGCGUGCGCGAGCGCAGGGGCGCGCAGGGGCGCGCAGGGGGCAGGGAGCGGGGGCGCGCGCAGGGCCGGGGCGCAGCACUCGCGUUUCCUGGAAGGACGGCGCCGACGCGCGCCCGGGGAGCGGCGCCGCGUCUCCUCCCUCCGAGGACGGCGGGCCCGCCCCUCGCCGGCCCGGGGCGCUGCUGA
Messenger RNA from Dipodomys spectabilis (banner-tailed kangaroo rat), 948 nucleotides. RefSeq names its product translation initiation factor IF-2-like. The transcript has 3 exons. Lineage: Eukaryota; Metazoa; Chordata; Mammalia; Rodentia; Heteromyidae. The record is from RefSeq and is a predicted model, not a curated record. The coding region runs from base 1 to 948 and encodes 315 amino acids.